Molecule: messenger RNA, 5541 nt
Organism: Elgaria multicarinata webbii
Lineage: Eukaryota; Metazoa; Chordata; Lepidosauria; Squamata; Anguidae
Gene: NNT
Product: nicotinamide nucleotide transhydrogenase
Exons: 22
Coding region: 213-3467 (1084 amino acids)
Biological process (GO): proton transmembrane transport; NADPH regeneration
Cellular component (GO): mitochondrial inner membrane
Molecular function (GO): NADP binding
Source: RefSeq, a predicted model, not a curated record
GGGGAGGGUGUGCGGCUGGGGCGAGAAUGUGGGAACCAGCCUGAGAUGUGUGGUUUAAGCAUUUAGAGUCCUUUGCUUGUUUCCCACAUGACUUCAAAAGCUGUGAGUCUGUUCUUGGGAGUUGCACCUUCACCUCAAGGUGCAACAGCUGCAGGCAGGACGGCUGUGUGGCUUUCUGACGACGUAAUCCUGCUUGCUGGAUCUUAGCCAACAUGACAAGCCUCCUGCGUACAGUUGUUACUAAUUGCUCCAGUCCUCUUUUCAACAAUGUGAUGUGUCACAAGGUGAAGACGGUGAAGACGCCAUGUUUACGAACAUUCCGCACCCACCAGGUACUCUGGUGCCAGGCACCUGUCAAACCAGGUAUUCCAUAUAAACAACUGACGGUGGGCGUUCCCAAAGAGGUUUUUCAGAAUGAGAAAAGAGUUGCCUUGUCACCCGCUGGAGUUCAAGCAUUGGUGAAACAGGGUUUCAAUGUUGUUGUGGAAUCGAGCGCAGGAGACGCUUCCAAAUUCUCUGAUGACCAUUAUAGAGAGGCAGGGGCACAGAUCCAAGGAACGAAGGAAGUUUUGGCUUCUGAUUUAGUGGUCAAAGUAAGAGCCCCUAUGUUUAAUCCUGCUCUCGGUGUACAUGAAGCAGAUCUGUUUAAGUCAUCUGGUACCCUGAUCAGUUUUAUCUAUCCGGCUCAAAACCCAGACCUCUUGAACAAACUGGCUGAAAGAAAAACUACUGUCUUGGCUAUGGACCAGGUCCCACGCGUUACCAUUGCUCAGGGAUAUGAUGCUCUUAGCUCCAUGGCCAACAUAGCUGGGUACAAGGCAGUUGUGCUGGCAGCCAAUCAUUUUGGUCGAUUUUUCACAGGUCAAAUCACAGCGGCUGGCAAAGUCCCUCCAGCUAAGGUUCUGAUCAUUGGAGGAGGAGUUGCUGGAUUAGCAUCUGCAGGAGCAGCUAAGUCAAUGGGAGCCGUAGUUCGUGGCUUUGAUACCAGGGCUGCAGCAUUGGAACAAUUCAAAUCGCUAGGUGCUGAGCCUUUGGAGGUCGACCUAAAAGAAUCUGGUGAAGGCCAGGGAGGUUACGCAAAAGAGAUGUCCAAAGAGUUCAUUGAAGCCGAAAUGAAACUCUUUGCCAAACAAUGCCAAGAUGUCGACAUUAUCAUCACAACAGCGCUCAUUCCUGGUAAAAAAGCUCCAAUUCUCUUUCGAAAAGAUAUGAUUGAACUGAUGAAGGAAGGUUCAGUUGUUGUGGAUUUAGCUGCUGAAGCAGGGGGAAACAUUGAAACUACAAAGCCAGGAGAGCUUUACGUUCACAAGGGAAUAACACACAUAGGUUAUGCAGAUCUUCCCAGCAGAAUGGCAACUCAAGCCAGCACCUUGUAUUCCAAUAACAUCACGAAGCUCCUAAAGGCCAUAAGCCCGGACAAAGAAAACUUCUAUUUCGACCUAAAGGAUGAAUUUGAUUAUGGUACUCUGGACCAUGUUGUUAGAGGAACAGUGGUAAUGAAGGAUGGAAAGGUGAUUUUUCCCAUGCCACCUCCUAAGAACGUUCCUCAGGCAGCUCCUGUGAAACAGAAGUCCGUGGCAGAGUUGGAAGCAGAAAAAGCAGCCACAGUUACUCCCUUCAGGAAGACAAUGACUACUGCCUCUGCGUACACAGCAGGACUCACUACCAUGCUCGGGCUGGGGAUUGCAGCUCCAAAUUCAGCUUUCACACAGAUGGUGACAACCUUCGGCUUGGCUGGGAUCGUUGGGUACCACACUGUGUGGGGUGUGACUCCUGCACUCCACUCACCACUCAUGUCGGUGACUAAUGCCAUCUCAGGGCUGACUGCAGUUGGUGGGCUAGCACUGAUGGGGGGAAACUACCUCCCUGAAACAGUGCCUCAAAGCCUUGCUGUUCUUGCUGCUUUUGUCUCUUCGGUCAACAUUGCAGGUGGCUUCCUGGUCACACAGAGGAUGCUGGAUAUGUUCAAGCGGCCCACUGAUCCUCCAGAAUACAAUUACUUAUACCUGUUGCCUGCUGGUGUAUUUGUAGGAGGAUACGGAGCAGCUCUCCAAAGCGGGUAUAAUGUUGAACAGAUGGUAUACCUGGGCUCAGGCUUGUGCUGUGUUGGUGCUCUGGCUGGCCUCUCCACUCAAGGAACAGCUCGACUUGGCAAUGUGUUGGGCAUGAUAGGAGUUGCUGGGGGCUUGGCAGCUACUCUUGGAGGCCUGAGACCAUCGCCUGAGCUGCUGGGUCAGAUGUCAGGCGCAAUGGCCCUGGGUGGCACUAUAGGUCUGACUAUUGCUAAGCGCAUCCAGAUUUCGGAUUUACCUCAGUUAGUGGCUGCUUUCCACAGCUUGGUUGGCCUGGCUGCUGUCCUCACCUGUGUGGCGGAGUACAUGAUUGAGUAUCCCCAUUUCGCUACUGAUCCAGCUGCAAACCUCACCAAGAUUGUGGCUUAUCUUGGGACCUAUAUUGGAGGCGUAACUUUCAGUGGCUCUCUUGUUGCUUAUGGAAAGCUACAGGGUGUCCUGAAUUCUGCCCCACUCCUCUUACCGGGACGACACUUAUUGAAUGCUGGUUUGCUAGCUGCAAGCAUAGGGGGAAUGGUUCCCUAUAUGAUUGAUCCUAGUUAUGCAACUGGGCUUACUUGUUUAGGGUCUGUGUCAGCGCUGUCUGCUGUUAUGGGUGUCACUCUAACAGCAGCCAUAGGAGGGGCUGACAUGCCAGUCGUUAUUACUGUCCUGAACAGCUAUUCUGGUUGGGCGCUCUGUGCCGAAGGUUUCCUGCUGAACAACAACUUGCUAACGAUUGUGGGCGCGCUAAUUGGUUCCUCUGGUGCCAUCCUGUCUUAUAUCAUGUGUGUGGCCAUGAACCGUUCUCUUACCAAUGUGAUCCUUGGUGGAUAUGGCACCACUUCGACAGCUGGUGGGAAGCCGAUGGAAAUUACUGGCACUCAUACGGAAGUGAAUGUGGACAGCGCAGUUGACAUGAUAAAGGAGGCCAAUAACAUCAUAAUCACUCCAGGUUAUGGGCUAUGUGCAGCAAAGGCUCAGUACCCAAUUGCUGAUUUGGUGAAAAUGCUGAGUGAACAAGGCAAGCAUGUCAGGUUCGGUAUUCAUCCUGUGGCUGGUCGUAUGCCCGGACAACUGAAUGUGCUGCUUGCAGAAGCUGGUGUGCCGUACGACAUUGUCCUAGAAAUGGAUGAGAUCAAUGAAGACUUUCCAGAAACGGAUCUGGUCCUUGUCAUUGGAGCUAAUGACACAGUGAAUUCAGCUGCCCAGGAAGAUCCAAACUCUAUCAUUGCUGGAAUGCCAGUUUUAGAAGUUUGGAAGGCAAAGCAGGUCAUUGUUAUGAAGCGAUCUCUUGGUGUUGGAUAUGCAGCUGUGGACAAUCCCAUCUUCUACAAACCCAACACGGCCAUGCUUCUAGGGGAUGCUAAGAAGACCUGUGAUGCCUUGCAGGCCAAAGUGAGAGAGUCCUACUAGAAAUAAAUGUCUCAUGAAAAGCUACCCUUCGGCCAGUAUGAACAAAAAUUCUAAAAGUGUUAUAUACGUCAACGUUAAAAGUCAAGGGUAAUAAAGUGUUCUUGAAAUGAAGGUCUAGGGAAAAAUGUUAAGGUCCAGAAAAACAUGAAAAGUAAAAACAAACCCUGAAGUGCAAUUCUGGCUUCUUGAGGGGCCAGAGCCUGGAAUAAGUAUUUUUGAAUGCAGCAGUUUUUUCCCUUGGUAGCUUACACAUGUAAUACAGUGACACUCAGGAAUUUAGGGAAUCUGACCAUUUAGUGUGACAUGAUAAGGGAAACAUGCAUAAACAAGGGCAGUUGCUGCCACUUUUUUUAAAAAAAACAACAACAUUCUUUGACUUCAAUCCUUGCUAUUGGUUCCAAGUGAACACAGAAUUUGGCUGAUCAGUCAUUUGCAAAGUCAACCAGAUAUUUUAUCAUUUCACCGCCUUUUACUUGUGACCUUUUAAAUUAGUCUUCCUCACUCUGGUGCCCUACAGAUGUUUUGCAUUACAACUCCAAACAUUCCUGGCCUGUGGCUGAGGCUGAUGGGAGUUGCAAUCCAAAACAUUUGGAGGGAGCCAGGUUGGGGGAGAUAGUUUGAAACAGAUUGGGGUAUUUUGGGGAGGGGGAGGGUAGUUUUUGUUAACGGGAGUCCUUGUCGCUCAAUGGGAAGGGCCGAUAGCUCAGUGGUAGAGCACAGGUUUUGCAUGCAGAAGGUCCCCAGUUCAAUCCCCGGAAUUUCCAGGUAGGGUUGGGAGAAGAUGCUUGCCUAAAACUCUGGACAGCCCCUCCCAAUCAAUGUAGAUAAUACUGGACUAGAUGAACCAAUUGUCUGACCCAGGAUAAGGCAGCUUCCGAUCUUCCUUUGUACUUUUGAAACACAUUUUGAUACAUUUGUAAUCAACACAUUUGAGAUGCUGGAAAUGGGCACUUCCUUGCUCAACGUCAGAUGCUGCAAAAGAGAUGUGACUCCAGACUACCUGGAAUACCUUUUUAAUUAUGUGAGCAAAUGUGGAUGAACUGAUACGCUUCAGGGAAAAAAAAAGAGAUUCUGAUUAUUGGUCUUCCUUUUAAUUUAAUAAAGAUAACUAUUAAAACGACAGGUCAGUGGUAAAUAUGGUUCUUUAUGGCUUCCAGUGCAGCCUUGAUCAUAUUCAGUGCACUUGAGUGGAACUCAAAUGUUUGACUAAUAAAAUGAAUUUGUCAUGUUUGCAUAAUAAUGUAGCAACCGUCCGUGGUGACAGAGGCAAAAUAAAUAGCUGUAAUUGUGUUAGAAAGCCUUAACAUCUGGGCAAGACAGACUACUAUGAAGUGAGUUAAACUUAGCCCAACUUGACUGUUUAUAAAUCCUGAUGUUUAUCAUUGUGCUUAUUGUGACCUUCUAAUUUAAUAGCAGAUGAAAAUUAUGUCCAUCUAGCUACCUCCUGUUUUUGUAUGGUGAAGAUCCCGUAUGUUGAACAUCAAGAAAUGACAGUGGGCUGAACAUAGCUCUGAACUUUCAGGCCCAAUUGAAAGGAUGCUUUGGCUCAGCUCCCAUUUAUUUUAGCAGGACUUGUGAAGAAAAAGCACUCUUGUGUUUUUAAAAACCUUUCCUGUUUAAUCUGCUUAGCAAAGAGGACCAAAACAUCAAUAGGUCAUCCUGAUGUAUAAGAAUACUUGAGCCACAACAUUCUAAUGUAAAAUUUUGGGGCAGCUAUGUUUUGGUGGAACCUGUUCUGGGACCUCAGUUUGAUUGCGUUGGUAACGUACAUACAUUUCUAUACAUCCUGCAUGUUAAAUCUGUACAGCACCAUGUACACUGAUGGUGCUAUAUAAAUAAAUAAUAAUAAUAACAUGGCUGAGAGCUAGCUUUGGAUGGUUUAAUGCUGCCUUAAAGCUAUAGUGACUGACUUGUUUAAAAUAUUUUAUUCUUUUAAUUUGAAGAUACACAAGCAGCUUGUAAGAGGACCAGAAGUACCAUUGUUAAUGUUAGAAUUGUGUUUAUAUUAUGGAACAUGAGAGAACUAUUUAAAAAUAAAAAAUGAAGUGAACAAAUUAUCAAGUGUCCUGCAAAA